UCAGCCAGCUCUCUACUUUAACUCCUAAAGAUAAGCUGAAAACAAUUUGUGUGAAAGUAUCAAGAAAAUGGGAGUUCCGAGGGCUUAACGAUGAUGGACCUCUGCAGCAUGUUGAUCUAGUGCUUGUAGAUGAUCAGGGUAAUUCUAUUUAUGCUGAGAUCCCAGCAUCUGAGGCAGAAAGACACAGCUCAACUCUUGAAGAAGGGAAAAUAUAUAUUAUGAGCAGAUUCAGAGUUUGCAAUGCCAAGAAUUAUUGCAAGUCUUUACCAGGCCCUUACAUGUUGGAGAUUACAUGCCACACUCGGAUUAAUUUAGCACGUGAAACAGCAACAUUUCCGGAGUAUGUUUACUUCUUAACACCUUUUGAUGAGAUUCCAGGAUAUAUUGGAGACAAGAAAAAAUUUCAUGAUGUACUUGGCUUCCUUGUACAAAUCAAUGAACCAGAAUGGGUUCAUUUUGCUAACCAAGCAACGCCUGCAUUGCGAAGGGACAUAGUCAUUAGAGAUGACAAGCAUGUGGAAGUAAAAGUAUCUAUAUGGGGUCGUCGUGUUAGAGAUUUCUUGCCCACUGAUAUGGCAAUAGAAUCUAACAAUAAUCCCAUUAUUCUGCUUCUAACUGGAUGUUUAGUCAAAUUAUACCAAGGCCAACCUUACCUGAGUGGAAGUUCUGCAUGCCAUUGGUAUUUUAAUCCAAAUAUACCUGAGGCAGAAGUUCUACUCAGAUCCUUGCAUGGAAGUGACAUAGCAAUAAGACGUGUUGGUACUCCUCUUGUUGAUGCAACUCAACCAGCGCCUAGACCUGUUGCGCAGAGUAUGACUUUACAAGAAAUGCAGGAGAUCGAUCCAUAUGAAUUUCCAGAAAAAGGUUGCACAUGUACUGUCACAAUCUCAAGGUUGAUUGACGAUCGAACAUGGUGGUUUCCUUCGUGCAACUUGUGCAACAGAUCUUGCAAAGCUGAUGGUGCAGACUAUACAUGUUAUGAAUGUGGCACAACUAACAAAUAUACAUACAAGUACAAACUAUGUUUCAUUGCCACUGAUGGGACUGAUGAAGCUGAAAUGAUAUGUUUUAGUGAGAUUGGCCGUCGAAUUGUCGGUAAAUCUGUUGAAACUGUCAUGAGAGCCCCUAGAGGUCGUGAUGGACUUCCUAUGGAUAUUGCAGCUAUAGUUUCUUCAAAGUUCACUUUCGCUGUAACCAUGAGUGAAAAAAGCUUUAGGAACCCAAAGAAAACAUAUCAGAUUACAGCAAUAAUUACAGCAUUUGGGAAACAAAAGAAUAUUCCAUACCAUUUGCCAAAUCAGAUUCAGAGCAGUCAAACUGAAAUAGCAGGCUCCUCAAGUUGUGCUAAUACACCAUCUAAACUUCUGCCCAUUAAUGAAGUUUACCUGCAGACGCCUCCUUCAAAGGAAGUUAGCCGCACACUUGCAAGUCCGAAUCCCGAAGAUGAAGCUCACGAAAAGACAAAGAGAAAAUUACUUCUGGAAGAAAUAAAUUUGGAAGAAGACACAAAUGCAGAUACAGCUGCACAAAACUUAUCACCCAAUACCAAUAACUCUGAAGAUGUUGUUCAUGCUGGUGUUAAAAGAGGAGCUACAGAAUCAGAACCACUUACUGUCCCAAAAGCUACAUCCUCCAAGGGAUUACGAAGCCAUAAGAAAUAAGAAAAUUCACAUGCUCCAAGGCUGCUGUGGAAGAGCAGAACUUCAUCAAGUUACAAGCAGCAACAAUGCAUCUUAGUUUAUUUUAUCCAAGUUAGAAUAUGCAGUGCCACAGUGGGAAACCACUUUGGUAGAAAAGCGGUAUAGAUGCACAUCCCUCUUAGUGAUGAUUAGCAGUAACAAUAGCUGAAUCAUUCUGCAAGUAUUAGCUGUCAUUGUACUUUGAAGAAAUCUAGCACUGUCUACACUGUGUACUAAGCUAAUAUUAUCGUGCACUAAUCCCAUUUCGAGCAUCAUAUAUUUGCUUCCAAAUAAUCAAUGUACUGAGGAAUACCUAUUAU
Messenger RNA from Panicum virgatum (switchgrass), 1999 nucleotides. RefSeq names its product replication protein A 70 kDa DNA-binding subunit B-like. Gene Ontology annotation, molecular function: DNA binding. The record is from RefSeq and is a predicted model, not a curated record. Lineage: Eukaryota; Viridiplantae; Streptophyta; Magnoliopsida; Poales; Poaceae. Gene Ontology annotation, biological process: DNA repair; DNA recombination; DNA replication. Gene Ontology annotation, cellular component: nucleus. Bases 219 to 1661 code for a protein of 480 amino acids. The transcript has 11 exons.